AACAAAAGAAAUGGGUUGCGUUCAAGGAAAGAACUCAAUGGAAUCACCACCUAGGGGCUUAGAGAAGCUCAAAGUGGAAAAUGGGUAUACUGGAAAAGGAGCAUUUGCGGGUCAUAGAAGGUCAACUGGUCAGAGGUAUUCUGAUCCGCAACUACCAAAGAAGGCUAAUGGAUUUGGUAGCGCUGAUGUUGUUGUUGUUGCCGGUAAAGAGAAAGAGAGAAGCAAUGAAGCUGUUCGGAAGAGAAAUGCUUUUGAUGUUGGAGAUGAAAUGGUUGAUGGAUGGCCUAAAUGGCUAAUCGAUAAUAUCCCCAAAGAGGUGUUGUCUGGCUUGGUUCCAAAGAGUGCCGAAUCUUAUGAUAAGCUUGAUAAGAUAGGCCAGGGUACCUACAGCAAUGUGUAUAAGGCUCGAGAUAAGGAAACUGGAAAGAUAGUUGCCUUGAAGAAGGUCCGUUUCGACACAUCAGAACCCGAGAGUGUGAAAUUUAUGGCACGAGAAAUAAUGAUAUUACAGAAGUUGGAUCAUCCCAAUGUAGUGAAGCUUGAGGGAUUGGCAACAUCAAGAUUGCAAUAUAGUCUUUAUCUAGUUUUCGAGUUCAUGCAGUCCGAUCUGACAAGAGUUAUGUCUCAGGAGGGUAGGCUUACAGAACCGCAGAUAAAAUGUUACAUGCAUCAACUGCUUUCGGGUCUGAAGCAUUGCCAUGAGAGCGGAAUUUUACAUCGUGACAUUAAAGGAUCAAAUUUACUAAUCGAUAGACAUGGGAUGCUAAAGAUUGCUGACUUUGGACUUGCAAAUUAUUUUUCUCCGAACCAGAAGUAUCCUCUCACGAGCCGUGUUGUAACACUGUGGUAUAGAGCCCCUGAGCUGUUGCUAGGUUCAACAGAUUAUGGAGUUGGAAUUGAUCUUUGGAGUGCUGGAUGCCUCUUGGCAGAGAUGUUUGCAGGGAGGCCAAUCAUGCCGGGUAGAACUGAGGUUGAGCAGCUUCAUAGGAUUUUCAAGUUGUGUGGUACACCAUCAGAGGCAUAUUGGAAAAGGUUGAGGCUGUCCACAACUUUCAGACCUCCGCAAUCAUACAAACCUAGUCUGGUAGACGCUUUCCGGAACUUUCCCGAGUCUUCCUUGGGUCUUUUGAGCACUCUUCUUGCUUUAGAUCCUGCAUACCGUGGUUGUGCUUCUUCAGCCCUGCAAAAUAAAUUCUUUUACACAAGUCCGUUACCGUGUGACCUUUCAGGUCUUCCUGUUGUUUAUAACACCGAUGUCGAAGCAAAUGAACAGAGAAAGUACAGAAAUACAAAAAUAAAACGACGACCUCGAAUGCUUCGUGAACAUAAGAAACAGGAUGAGGAGGCUGAAGAAAAGCAAGUAAGCAACGUUCGUAGGGAGGACACUCAGAAGAUGACCGAGCCAAAUGUGCAAGUUCAAGAGCCUGCUAGCAGCACCACAAGUACCUUGUCCAGUUCGAAGGCGACCCAGGUCGAGAGCCCUUAUCCAUUUGCUUCAUCUGGGAUAAAGACAUCCCCAAGUACAUAUGCUCCUUAUGGUGCUGUUAGGAACAUCAGAAACCGGCCCCCAUUACCCAAAUCACAAACACGACCCAAAAACUAUCAGAAGAACAAUGAUAACUCUUACAGGUUGAAUCAAGUCGGUAGGUCUGCAUCCACCAGGGAAUUCGGUACUUUCAAUCAAAAGAAGCAAUUACAAUAUGCUAUUGAUGAUUAG
This is a messenger RNA of Hibiscus syriacus, 1717 nucleotides long. RefSeq names its product probable serine/threonine-protein kinase At1g54610. The transcript is spliced from 7 exons. Gene Ontology annotation, biological process: protein phosphorylation; positive regulation of transcription elongation by RNA polymerase II. Gene Ontology annotation, cellular component: cyclin-dependent protein kinase holoenzyme complex; nucleus. Gene Ontology annotation, molecular function: RNA polymerase II CTD heptapeptide repeat kinase activity; ATP binding; cyclin-dependent protein serine/threonine kinase activity. The coding region runs from base 11 to 1717 and encodes 568 amino acids. NCBI's taxonomy places the organism in Eukaryota, Viridiplantae, Streptophyta, Magnoliopsida, Malvales, Malvaceae. The record is from RefSeq and is a predicted model, not a curated record.